Molecule: messenger RNA, 576 nt
Organism: Striga hermonthica
Lineage: Eukaryota; Viridiplantae; Streptophyta; Magnoliopsida; Lamiales; Orobanchaceae
Source: the annotation of a GenBank genome assembly
AUGGCUUCUCAUCUCUCUUCCCUUACAUCCUCAGCUCUUUCAGGUUCCGUUGUGCAUCAUUCUAAACCUCCCUCAAACCGCUAUGCCAAGUUGAAGCCAGUUCGAUCACAAAUAAGUUCCAAUUUGGAGGAUGAGACAUGCUCACUUGGUAGUUUUGAUCAAUCACGAGAACCCAUCAAGACAGAGACUUCCCAUAUUGCAACCUCUCGUCGUCGGUGUCUGACCUGUUUAUGUUCAACUAUGGCAUUGAUAGUAGCUCCAAGGUUUUCUGAUUCCGAUUCCAAGGCAAAUGCUUUGGAUGGCAAUGAAAACCCCGUGUGCCGUAAUUGUGGGGGAAGUGGCGCAAUAAUCUGUGAUAUGUGUGGUGGUACAGGAAAAUGGAAAGCUCUAAACAGAAAACGUGCAAAAGAUGUUUAUGAGUUCACAGAAUGCCCAAACUGUUAUGGUCGAGGGAAAUUAGUAUGUCCUGUAUGCUUAGGGACAGGUUUACCAAACAACAAAGGCCUUCUUAGGAGGCCAGACGCACGACAGUUGCUCGAUAAGAUGUAUAAUGGCCGUUUGCUACCGAGUUCUUAG